CUGAAGUUACUUCCUGGUUGAUCACCUGAACGUAGAAGACUGACAUGCUCGCACUACUAACUAAAAUGGACUUGUGGAGUUUAAUAGCCAGUUUGUUCUACAUUCUGCAUACAGUUCAUACAGGCACAACACAUACCAGUAAAGCAUGUUAUGGAUAUGCUGGCCUUCCCUGCACUGAACACAAUAUCAGCUGCAACAACAACCAGACGAUCAGCAUAGAAGAAGCCUACUACACAAACAACAACGAGUGUUCGAUACACGGUCUCUCUGCAUGCAAUAUAGUGACACCGGACACUGUUACAGAAGACGGAAAGCACAGUUUCAACACCACUGAGAUGUCUUCCCUCAAAAACAACUGCUCUACAUGUACAAGUUGUACGUAUCGUGCACCCCGACGAAAUAAACAUCCUGCUUUCUCUGUUGUGAGAUAUGAAUGCUGUGAAGAAUCCACAACUAGUUGUACUUCAACACCAGCAAUGGAAGGAAGAACGCAAACACCAGCAGUUGUGGGUGGAGUUGUGACCACAAUCCUGGUUCUUAUUGUUAUCCCACUAACCUUGGUGUGGUAUUUACGAAAACGGAGACGCAAGACUGAUCAAAGUGAGAAGACAAUAACUCCGUCCAAGGAUGUAAAGACUGAUUUCACAUAUAGCUCGGCCGGUAAUAGUCCACAGAGCAACUACCAUGAGAUAGACGAACUGAAGACAAACAGCAGAUCAAAUGAUUAUGAUUAUGCUACUGAGGACGGUAUAGCUAUUGCGCCUAAUAAGAACAACUAUUCCACAAUCGAACCAGUCACUAAACCAAACACAAACCAGAAUGCUGCACCUUCUGCCACGGAAGACGAUUAUGAUCAUAUCGGAGACAAACCAUCUGCCCAGACCAACGACUAUUAUACCACAGCCUCGGUUGCCCAAUCAGCAGGCACUGGGGAACAUCCACGAGAAGAUGACUACGGCUAUAAUCUUCUCCAGAAGGAAACAAACACCAAAACAGUCCAGAAUGACUACGACACUACCGCUUCUGCGGCAAAGGCAGUAGCACGGCUCCACGGGAGUAACAAGACUGAUGAAAAUGACUAUGACCAUUUCCCUGGAUCAAACAGCAAAUCUGAAACGCUGAGUUCAUCUCAUGGAGGAAAAGUUAGACAUCGUUCUGAUGAUUAUGCCUUUGCAGGACCAAUGUCGUGAUCAAAUUAGCAUAACAGUUAUAUUUGAGACAUAUCAGCUAUUGACUUCAUGUAUUAUUAAUUGAAAAACCAACCUUGCACCCAAUUCAAAAGCAUUUUGAAUCAU
Molecule: messenger RNA, 1295 nt
Organism: Haliotis rufescens (red abalone)
Lineage: Eukaryota; Metazoa; Mollusca; Gastropoda; Lepetellida; Haliotidae
Exons: 5
Coding region: 45-1190 (381 amino acids)
Source: RefSeq, a predicted model, not a curated record